CCCAGGGCCACCAUGUCUGGAGACUACGAGGAUGGCCUCUGCCGACGGGCCCUCAUGCUGGCUUCAGACCUCUGUGCUCGCGUCCGGGAUGCUGACACCAGUGACAGGUGCCAGGAGUUCAAUGAACUGCGAAUCCGAGGCUACCCCCGGGGCCCUGAUGCAGACAUUUCUGUGAGCCUGCUGUCUGUCAUCGUGACCUUCUGUGGCAUCGUCCUCUUAGGGGUCUCUCUCUUCGUGUCUUGGAAGCUGUGCUGGGUGCCCUGGCGGGACAAGGGUGGCUCUGCAGUGGGUGGUGGCCCACUGCGGAAGGACCUGAGCCCCGGGGUUGGGCUGGCUGGCCUGGUGGGUGGUGGUGGGCACCACCUGGGGUCUGGCCUGGGUGACCACCCUCUGCUUGGCGUCCCCCCACACCAUGCCCACGCGGUCCACCAUCCGCCCUUCGCUGAGUUGCUGGAGCCGGGCAGCCUGGGUGGCUCUGAGCCCCCUGAACCUUCUUACCUGGAUAUGGACUCGUAUCCAGAGGCCGCCGCCGCCGCAGCUAUGGUGGCCGCUGGGGUCAAGCCGAGCCAGACAUCUCCAGAGCUGCCCUCCGAGACUGGGGCAGGGUCGGGGCUGCUCCUGUUGCCCCCCAGUGGAGGGGGCCUGCCCAGCGCACAGUCACACCAGCAAGUCACAAGCCUGGCGCCUACCACCAGGUACCCAGCCCUGCCCCGGCCCCUCACCCAGCACACGCUGACAACGCAGCCGGAGCCAAGCAGCGAGGAGCGGCCGCCAGCCCUGCCCUUGCCCCUGCCCGGAGGCGAGGAAAAGGCCAAACUCAUUGGGCAGAUUAAGCCAGAGUUGUACCAGGGCACAGGCCCCGGCGGCCGCAGGGGCGGAGGCUCUGGAGAGGGGGGAAACCCCUGUGGCCGCAUCAGCUUUGCCCUGCGGUACCUCUAUGGCUCCGACCAGCUUGUCGUGCGGGUCCUUCAGGCCCUGGACCUCCCAGCCAAGGACUCCAAUGGCUUCUCCGACCCUUACGUCAAGAUCUACCUGCUGCCGGACCGCAAGAAGAAGUUCCAGACCAAGGUGCAUAGGAAGACCCUGAACCCCGUGUUCAAUGAGACGUUCCAGUUCUCUGUGCCCCUGGCCGAGCUGGCCCAGCGCAAGCUGCAUUUCAGCGUCUACGACUUCGACCGCUUCUCACGGCAUGACCUCAUCGGCCAGGUGGUGCUGGACAACCUCCUGGAGCUGGCCGAGCAGCCCCCUGACCGCCCGCUCUGGAGGGACAUCAUCGAGGGUGGCUCGGAAAAGGCAGAUCUUGGGGAGCUCAACUUCUCACUCUGCUACCUCCCCACCGCCGGGCGCCUCACAGUGACCAUCAUCAAAGCCUCCAACCUCAAAGCGAUGGACCUCACUGGCUUCUCAGAUCCCUACGUAAAGGCCUCUCUGAUCAGUGAGGGUCGACGUCUGAAAAAGCGGAAAACCUCCAUCAAGAAGAACACCUUGAACCCCACGUACAACGAAGCGCUGGUGUUCGAUGUGGCCCCCGAGAGCGUGGAGAACGUGGGGCUCAGCAUCGCAGUGGUGGACUACGACUGUAUCGGGCACAACGAGGUGAUCGGUGUGUGCCGUGUGGGCCCCGAGGCGGCCGACCCCCACGGCCGGGAGCACUGGGCUGAGAUGCUGGCCAACCCGCGCAAGCCAGUGGAGCACUGGCACCAGCUGGUGGAGGAAAAGACCCUGACCAGCUUCACAAAAGGCAGCAAAGGACUAUCAGAGAAAGAGAACUCAGAGUGAGGGGUCUGGCCUAGGCUGGGGAUUGAACCAGGGCCCCUGAUGACCCCAUCCCUUCCUGCCCGGACCGUAAACUCAUCUCCUCGAAGCCAUAGUGUCCGAGCCGCCGGUGCAGGCAGCCCUGGGCCUGCGCUCCUCCCCCCUGGAGGCGUGCAGGCGGGCGGGAGGCUGCUGGACCCAGGCCCCUGUUUCAGGGUGGGGGGCAUUCAGCCUCCACUGUUUGUCUUCUGUUCCCUGGGGUUCCCCCACAAGGCAAGGGGCCAUGCAUGUCUGGGGGACCCCCUCUCCCUAGAUCCUCUGUCGGUCUCUGUCUCUUUACUGUUGUCCAAGACUUGGUGUCCUGACCCUGGUUCUCGCCGUGAAUGUCACUGGGCCAAUCCUCUGUGUGACCCCAGACACAUACACACACACACACAUACACACACACACACACACACACACACAUCUGUAUCCACCCCUGCGCACCACUCUGUAGUCCAGCCGAUCCCCGCC
Molecule: messenger RNA, 2268 nt
Organism: Dipodomys ordii (Ord's kangaroo rat)
Lineage: Eukaryota; Metazoa; Chordata; Mammalia; Rodentia; Heteromyidae
Gene: Syt3
Product: synaptotagmin III
Exons: 9
Coding region: 13-1779 (588 amino acids)
Biological process (GO): cellular response to calcium ion; regulation of dopamine secretion; calcium-ion regulated exocytosis
Cellular component (GO): membrane
Molecular function (GO): calcium-dependent phospholipid binding; clathrin binding; calcium ion binding
Source: RefSeq, a predicted model, not a curated record